UCAGUCUUGCACAGGUGUAUUGGCUCCUCCCCUUCAGUCUUGCACAGGUGUACCGGCUCCUCCCCCUUCAGUCUUGCACAGGUGUACCGGCUCCAGUCCCCUUCAGUCUUACACAGGUGUACCGGCUCCUCCACUUCAGUCUUGCACAGGUGUACCGGCUCCUCCCCUUCAGUCUUGCACAGGUGUACCGGCUCCUCCCCUUCAGUCUUGCACAGGUGUACCGGCUCCUCCCCUUCACUCUUGCACAGGUGUACCGGCUCCUCCCCUUCAGUCUUACACAGUCUUGCACCGACUCCUCCCCUUCAGUCUUGCACAGGUGUACCCGGCUCCUCCCCUUCAGUCUUGCACAGGUGUACCGGCUCCUCCCCUCCAGUCUUGCUUAGUUGU
Staurois parvus is the source of this 387-nucleotide messenger RNA. NCBI's taxonomy places the organism in Eukaryota, Metazoa, Chordata, Amphibia, Anura, Ranidae. The record is from the annotation of a GenBank genome assembly.